Molecule: messenger RNA, 569 nt
Organism: Symbiodinium necroappetens
Lineage: Eukaryota; Dinophyceae; Suessiales; Symbiodiniaceae
Source: the annotation of a GenBank genome assembly
AUGCGCCUGCUCGCGAUUUUUGGAGGUGCCUGGCUGCUGCACGUAGGAAAUGUCAUGGCAGCACUUUGGCUGAGCAGAGCCGCUUUUCUGGCUAGUGGCUCGUUGUAUGGCGCACUGACGAUUCUCAGCUUGGCUUUUCCCGGGCUGCUUUGGCAGAUGCUGUGCCGACCCGGUCGACUGGUCUGGCUUCAGUACAGUGGCAACAGGAGUCUGGAAAUCCUGCUUUUCAUCUGCACUCCGCUGGGCUUUCCUGUGUUCGUCCAUGUGGUUUCCUUUUGGGAUCUCUAUCGUUUAAGCCUUUUCCUUUGGAGGCUUUGUUGCAAAACCCAUACCGGCCACGCUUCACCUGUGGACUUGAAGCACUGGUACAUCUAUGAAGCCUUCCGGGAAGACACGCGAAUUUUUGGAGACGCCCCAAGGGCCUUCCUGUGCGCUGUCUCCUGGGCGAAUCGGCCCCUGGGGUUUCUGGCACCUGAGACUUGGCCCUACAGCGAGGACCUCGUUGUUGCUGAAGUGGUCGCUGGUGCUUCUGCGCUGGUGUCCUGCUUGCUAGGCCUGAUUCCAGCCCG